AUAUAGAACUCUAGCAUGUAUAUAAUCCUCACACCUUGAGGUGUCCACGUGCUGUCAACGGGUCCAAAGAGCAAGUCGGACAUCAUCAGCAGACACUUGAACCACAUUAGCAGCUAAUUUUCAAUUUCAUCCUUGUUACCUUGUCAAGCAAAUCAAGCGAUCAAGAUUUAUAUCUGUUGGUCCAUCAUUCACGCGAUCAAUUCAUAUUACUGACAGUGCGAAACGGCUAAAAACGCGUGAAAGGGGGAGCUCUUAUAAACGCUGGCGCGUGUGUCGUCUGCUAGUAUAAUCACUCUUCUGUCAAAGGAAGUACGUUUUAGUCUCCAGUCAAAGAUGGCCGCGCCCAGUGAGAAACUUAUGAAACUUCUACCUUUGGUCAGAGAUUAUGCACGUUCUUUCAAUGGGAUGUUUGUAUAUUCGCUUCGGGAAAAGAAUCUCAGUCAAUUGAGAACUCGGAGGAGCAAAAUUGGGAAGACAGCAAGUGAACAUCAUGGUCCUUCCAAGAAAUCAUCAUCUGGCAAUAAACUUCCUCUUGUCUUUAUACCUGGGCUAGCAGUGGUUAAAGCUGCCAGUUUUGGAUUUGGGAUUAAGCCAGCCACAAAAGAGUCCCCACCGAGUGACCCAGCUGCAGCCCAAACCCAGACCAUUAUUGCUGAAGCCGACCGUCUCUAUGAAGACAAUGAUCCGAUUCAGCUGUACAAUUACCUCAUCCAAUUUAAAGACAUUGAAAAUGAUGGAAUCUUGUGGCGCCUUGCUAGAGCUUCCUGUGAUAAAGGAAAAUUUCUUGGAAAAAAGGACAAAAAGCAACGACGUGUUUGUGUUUACGAAGCAUUUGAAUAUGCUAAGAAGGCACUUGCAUUAAAUAAAGAAAACUUCGCAUGUCAUAAGUGGUAUGCGAUACUGCUGGAUUACACAGGGGAAUAUGAAGGCACAAAGCAGAGGAUAUCCAAUGCAUACACAGUCAAGGAACAUUUCCUGAAAGCAAUAGAGUUGAACCCCAGAGAUUCUACCUCCAUGUACUCAGUGGGAUACUGGUGCUAUGCAUUUGCUGACCUGGCGUGGUACCAGAGGAACAUCGCUGCUGCUUUGUUUGCCUCCCCACCCAAGUCUACCUAUGAAGAGGCUCUGGAGUACUUUCAGAAGGCUGAGGAAGUUGACCCGGGUUUCUACAGCAUGAACCUUGUGAUGCUGGGAAGGACGUACAUGCAUCUAGGCAAGCCUGAACCUGCAACCCACUACCUGAAGCAGGCCAUGCAGUACCCAGUCAAGACAACUGAUGAUGAACAGGCUCACAGAGAGGCAGAGGAAUUAUUGAAGAAGUUAGGAGUGAAGCAGUGAAAAUAUACAUUGGAAACCUCAUGAAGCAAAAUGUUAAAAAAGCAGAUAAUUUUGAUGAAUGCCGUAUGUGGUAUUUAUAAACAUGUAAUAUAUGCAUGACUGUAUCACACACUUCUGUCUUGUUACACAUGUGUGUUUUAAACCAGGUGAAUGAGAGUAAUAGGUUCUUCUGUGACUGAGAGAGAGAUGUGUCAGUAUUGCGUGCAAGAAUCUUCUCAUGAAUAUGCAGUCUGUUUGAAUGUCUGUGUUGAUGGCACAGAACAAAUUAUAUAGUUUGUGAAACUCUUCUUCAUCAUCAUCCAUCCACAACUGACUGCCACAGGAGACUGAUUGCUAGCAUCAUCGUGCUUUUACUGUAGUAGCUCAGGGUAAAACUAGAUCAUAUUACACUGCACAUGGGGGUGGAGCAUACUCUGUUUCUCAUUUACAUAUAAAUAAAAAAGUCUGAAAAAUGAUUUUGAAUUUUCUUUUGAUGUCAACUGUAUCUACUUUUGUAGACAAGAGUUUGAUGUUUCUUGGCAAGCCACAGAUUUUUCAUCUUUCUUUGACCUAUAUUAAAAUAUAUUUGAUAUCAAUACACACUUAGGUGAUAUUCUGUAUGGAAAAUGUAUAGAAUUAUAACUGAUGUCAUAAUGCCACUGAUUGAAUAACUGGUAAAUAAUGUCAUCUUGAUAGUUAUCAGUCUACGAUCAUGUCUAACCAACGUAUUCAUAAAUUUCAUAAGGAAGUUGAUAUUGUUUAUCAUAUUGUUGUAAACUGUCAGUAAUUUAAUGUGGGUGAUGUGGAAGCUCUGAUGUUGAUGUGAACAUACAGACUGAUAACCUUCCUUUGUUGGUAUCAUUAUCCAUGACAUUUAUUUGUAAAUUUGAGAAAAUAUUUAGUUUAUAGAAAUGUGUUUUUCUUACUCCAAGUAGGCAUUUUGAAAUUUCUUUCUUUCCAUAAGAAGACAUAAAGAAGAGUGUGUUUGAAUUUCAUCUAUGAGUAAAACUGUCAGCUGUGGAUGAAUCCCAGAUUUUACCAUGACAUUAUUUUUGCAAAGCCAGUACUAUGGUUUGCAUUAGUUUAUUAUUGUAUUUCUUCCACACUCAGCUCACAUGUCCUGGUAAUAUUAAAAUACUGUUCAAAGGUCAACCUAUUCUUGUGUUUUAAUUUUUUGACAUUUUUUGAAAAGUCUGAACUGAGUAAUCAGCUGUCAUGGAUACACAUACUUUUGUUUACUGCUAAUUCCAUGCACCUAACCCCUACACCUUCUACCUUAGUUAACUGAUUAUAUAUAUUGUACAUACUUUGCUCUCUCUUCUCUCUGGGGGUUUACAACAUGCUCAUUAGAUAGUAGAAAUGCUUCAUUGUGGAAUGAUAUUCCUUUUAUAAUUGUGUGGUUUUUUUUUCAAAUAUUUUUCUCCCAAUCUGACACUGUAAUUUGGGGUGAUUUACUUGUGAAGUGAAAGUUCCACAAAAGCCUUUAGUAAAUUUUAUGUUGUUUCAUUUUUGCUUGUAAUAGACAACCCAUUUGCAAUAUUUUCAAAGGGAUUUUAUAUGGAGACUAUUUAUUUUAUCAGGUACCACUGCAAGACAAGAUAGGUUCUGAAUGACAUAGAUGAGCCUAAAUAUAAAGUAAAUGAAAGCCACCCACCCUGCCACAAUUUCAUUUUUGGGCAGAUAAUGUAUAGACAUUCUGAUGCUUAAUGGUUUCAAACCUUAUCUGGGACCAUUUGUGUUUCAGUGAAAAUCUAGGACCUUGUCGAUAAUACAUACAAAAUUGGUCUCUCAUGCACACUACAUGGUGACUACAAAUUGUGUUUGACAGAUUGUAUUAUGUACUUCUAGCAGGCUUAAUUCAAUGAAAUGCCAGUGAACACUCUGUUGGAUAAGGAAGACCUAUUAUCUGAUACCACCUAAUACAAAACAGCUACACCAGAUCAAUGGUCAGCUAAUGGGGAAAUGUUUAUGUUGUUGUCAUCUCUGUUUGUCAAGAUGAAACACUGAUUGUCACUAGCUUGGCUCAUUCAUAGGAAAUCAUUUAAAUGGGACCUCAAUCACCUCCCACAUGAUGACCUAGUCUGUUAGACUGUCAGUGUUUUCCCAGAGGUGUUUCCAUACAUCUAUGGUAGGUGUUCAGGUUGCUGUAGUUUGGACAGCACCAAGGCCAUAAGCUUUGAAAUGUUGUAAACACAUAAAUUAUUGUUACCUUGCAUGGUGUUGAUGAUGUUGACGUGGAAUUGAUAUGCCCUUUUACUCAGUUUUUAUAUACUGCUUUUAGCUGUUUUGAUCACUCUUUCUGCUGAUUGGACUCCAUGAAACAGGAUAGCUCACUGAUAACAAUCACUGUUUUUAGCAAUAUAAAACUGUUUCUAUUUUCAGACCACUUUGGCUUUUAGUAACACUUAAUGACGUCAGAAAAUAAGAGAUUGUUUUUACUGAAUGUGUGAGUGAGUGUUGUGAUAAACCAAUUUUUGGUUUCUAUGGUAAAUAUUAUUUGCAGUCAUUUUUAUAUUUACAUGCAUUUUUUUUUCACAUAUUGAUUAUCAGGACCAGGGGCCCAUUUCGCAAAGCGAUCGUAGCGCUAUGACUGUCGUAAGUCUAUGUUAAAGUAUGGCAGUUACCAUCACCUUAGCACUACAAUCACUUUGUGAAAUGGGGCCAAAGAUGUUAAGGAAAGCACAAGCAUUACUCAUUUUAUGAUACCUUUAUGUGGGUGACCCUUGGUAUAAUUUGCAAAUGCAAAUCAGUAUUCUCCAACCCACAUAUGUACACAUGAGCUGGUAUCAUUUUGUCAGCUGUAUUUUAGCAUGUCCAUGUGUGUAGUGUGUGUAUUUAUUAUUUUAUCAACAGGAACAAAUGUUUGGGAACAAGUGCACUCACUGUUUUUCUCCAUCCUUUAUGUUUUACCAUUCAUUGAUACACUGAUAUGUUUAGACUGUUCAUUGACGGGUGUGGUUCUCUGUCUAAGAGGUUGUUCUGUGUGUUGCUGACCCUGUGAUCAAUAAAUUGUUCAACUCUCA
Molecule: messenger RNA, 4340 nt
Organism: Haliotis rubra (blacklip abalone)
Lineage: Eukaryota; Metazoa; Mollusca; Gastropoda; Lepetellida; Haliotidae
Product: regulator of microtubule dynamics protein 1-like
Exons: 9
Coding region: 334-1338 (334 amino acids)
Cellular component (GO): cytoplasm; mitotic spindle pole; spindle microtubule
Molecular function (GO): microtubule binding
Source: RefSeq, a predicted model, not a curated record